This is a messenger RNA of Dendrobium catenatum, 2309 nucleotides long. RefSeq names its product solute carrier family 40 member 2, chloroplastic. The record is from RefSeq and is a predicted model, not a curated record. Gene Ontology annotation, molecular function: iron ion transmembrane transporter activity. The transcript is spliced from 14 exons. Gene Ontology annotation, cellular component: membrane. Lineage: Eukaryota; Viridiplantae; Streptophyta; Magnoliopsida; Asparagales; Orchidaceae. The coding region runs from base 297 to 2060 and encodes 587 amino acids. Gene Ontology annotation, biological process: iron ion transmembrane transport.
CGGGCCGAGGCGACCUCUCCGCCAACAUCCAUCAGAUCAGCAUCAAACGGGUAUCCCCCGGCAUUCACGAAUCCUCAUUCCUACCUCUAUGCCACUGCAUUUCUUGCACCUUUUUGCCGUUAGAUAAGACUAAUUGCCUGUUCCAUCCUUCGAGGGCGCAAGAGAAGGAAUUCGAAGCAGUGUUGAAGCUUACAGCGUGUGGAACCCUAGAUUUUGGAUAGGCUGGGCUCUAGAGGGUAAAUGAGUGGCCCGGAAGAGAACAGGCGUCUCGUCAAUCCCAGGUUCCUAAAGCAUCCAUGAGGUUGCUUAUUUUCCCUUCUUUCUCGCAGCCUCCUUUGCUGCGGCGGGGAAAGCCUUUGGUUUCUCAGUACCGGCUGCGGCAGUGGUACCCGAUCUCAUUUCACAGCAAGAGGCCACCAGGGUACUCCGUUUACAGGUUUGGUGGCUUUUCUUCCAAAUGCUCGGUUGUAGAUGUUGACGUUGAUGCCAGUUCUAUUGCCACGGAGGAUGAGACCUCUGAAGAUCUAACAUCUUGUUCAAAUACGUUGUCUCCCUUGGCAUCAGAUAUUUUCUAUUCCGCUUCUUUUAAGUCACUAAAGGAAGAUGACUGCAUAAAUUCUCUCCUAAGAGAAGUACCGGUUCUAACCAAGGAUGAACAAGCUGCUCUGGCUGCCACUCCGGCUCACCCUGCAGGUUUAUAUGCUUUAUAUGCAAGCUUCCUUGUUGGAAAUAUGGUGGAACAACUGUGGAAUUUUGCAUGGCCUACAGCUGUUGCAACUCUUCAUACAAGUCUCUUGCCAGUUGCUUUUGUGGGUUUCUUUGCCAAGCUUUCAGUUUUCAUUGGUGCCCCUUUGGUUGGUAAUCUCAUGGAUCACUUCCCUAGAAUUCCUGCAUAUCACAGUCUUAAUAUAAUACAGACAGCUGCUCAGCUAUUGUCAGCUGCAAUGAUCAUACAUGCACUCAGCAGGGCAUCGUGUUCUUCUGCAUCAACCAUGCUUUUCCAACCAUGGUUUAUAGUGCUGGUUGCCGUGGGAGCAAUUGAAAGACUUGCAGGCUUAGCUUUGGGUGUUACUGUUGAGCGUGAAUGGGUAGUGCUGUUAGCAGGCACUAAUAGGCCAAUCGCUCUUGCCUGUGCAAAUGCCAUGCUCAAUCGUAUUGAUCUUCUUUGUGAGAUAGCUGGCGCUUCAAUUUUUGGCAUUUUGCUAUCCAAAUACCAUACCGUAACUUGUUUAAAACUCGCUUCUGGACUAAUGAUAUGUGCAUUGCCUGUUUUGUUUAUUUUAGGGGAACUUAUAAACAGGAGUUCAAGUGGCGCUCUAGAAUGCUCCAAGUUCUCUCAAAAUUCUGAUAGUUCCUUUAGAGUUGGUUCCCUCUUAAAUAUGGGGAAGAUAGUUGAAAUUGGAUUCAAGUCCAUGAGAAAUGGCUGGAUGGAAUAUAGAAAUCAGCCCGUUCUUCCUGCAAGUUUGGCGUAUGUAUUCCUGUAUUUCAACAUUGCCCUUGCUCCAGGGUCCAUAAUGACGGCAUUCCUAAUGCAUCAUGGAGUCAAUCCUUCAAUCAUUGGUGGGUUUAGUGGGUUAUCUGCAUUUAUGGGUGUUGCUGCAACAUUCAUAUCUGCAACCCUUGUUGAAAAACUAGGCAUUCUAAAGGCAGGAGCUGCUGGAUUAGUGUUUCAGAGUGUUCUUCUUGCCACGGCUCUUGGUGUAUUUUGUGUUGGUUCUGUUUCAAGUCAAAAACCACUGUUUUUCUUCCUCUUAUUGAUUGUUUUAUCGAGACUGGGUCAUAUGUCUUAUGACGUUGUUGGAACCCAAAUUCUUCAGACUGGAAUCCCUCUUUCCAAGGCAAAUUUGAUUGGGGCGACAGAGAUUUCAAUUGCUAGCCUUGCGGAAUUUGCGAUGUUGGGUGUAGCAAUAAUUGCAAAUGAUGUGAAGCAUUUCAGCUUCUUGGCCUUGCUCUCGUUUUCUUCUGUAGUUGGUGCUGCAUGGAUGUUCUGCUGUUGGCUUGGAAACCCAUCUGAUGAGCAGAGAGAACUUUUCUCUCUUGAUCCUCAGUUCCAAACAUGAGCAAAUUUGUGAUUAUUUGUUACUUACCAAUUCUUCCAUUUGUUCCAUGUGGAGGCCAUAGAAUAUGGAUGCAUCCAGUAUAUAUACAGUCAAUCAAAUCUUCUCCAUGUCAUUGCUAUUGAUUCAGUUCUGAGUUGACACGAUUUGGAUUUGGGUUACUGAAUCACAUAAUUAGUAUUCUUAGAUUUGGUCUACCCAAUUUCUCUGUUUAACUCAUUUUUUUGUAUAGUGUAUUUGGCACUUCAUAAA